Dermatophagoides farinae (American house dust mite) is the source of this 1568-nucleotide messenger RNA. RefSeq names its product RAB6A-GEF complex partner protein 2. NCBI's taxonomy places the organism in Eukaryota, Metazoa, Arthropoda, Arachnida, Sarcoptiformes, Pyroglyphidae. The record is from RefSeq and is a predicted model, not a curated record.
UGAUGUAGCAACGUAAACAAGUUUUUUUUGUGGAUAAUGAUCAUCUUUAAUUUGAACUAAUGGAAAAAUUUUUCAAAUGUCAAAGUUAAUUAAAUUCUGAUCAUCAUUUAACAAUUGAAAAUGAUUGAAAUUCAAGCCAAACUUUUACGUGGUCCUGUAUAUUUUGUCCAAGAAACUGUCCAAUGUUUAAUUACAUUGAAAAAUAUUCCACGAACAAAUGAAAAUAUUUCCACACCAAAUGGGCUGAUUGGUGGCCAAAAAAAUACUAGUGAUAAUAAUAAUUCCGUUGAAAGAAUCUGUUGGGCCAAUGUACAACUACAUUGUUUCUGUACUGUGGAUGAAUCGCUGAUCGAUUGUCGGCGAAUUAUUGAAGAAAAUCUUGAUAGUAAAUUAAUCAAUCAUAAUGGAAAUUAUAUGAAAAAUAAUUACACGAAACGAAAUUCAAUUGCAUUGGAAACCUAUUCAUCCAAUGAUACUUCAUUCCAUGAAUCAUUGGUCCGUGGUGAACGUGGUAUCAUUAUUUAUGCAUCGAAACCAAAAAUUUUAUUCUGCGAUCUACAGCUAGAACCACAACAAAGUCAAACAUUUAUCUAUACGGAAACAUUGCCUUCGAAUCUUAAUCCUUCAUAUUCCAGUAAUAGACUUAAAUAUUAUUACAAACUGUGUAUCGGUGCUCAACGUAUUGGUUCACCAAUUUAUCUAUUGAAAAUACCGAUUCGUUUAUUGACAAUAGAUGGAUUUCCAUCAUCAUCAUCAACGACAACAAACCCGGAUCAACGUACAUUGAAUGGUACGGUGAAUGAAAAGGAUGAUGAUGAUAAUAAAAGCUUGACCAGUACGAAUAGUACUUCACUUACGUUUGACGAUGAAUCCAAAGAUUGUGGUACAUCAUUGGAUAUUGCAUUACAUCGUAUUGAAUAUCUUGUUGGACAUCGUAUACCUCAUAAUUUUAAUAUUACCAGUUCGUUUGGUAGAGUGGCCAAAUUUUUCAUAUUUAAAACUGUUUAUCGUCUCGGUGAAGAUAUUAUCGGCCUGUUUGAUUUCACCGAAGGUCUAGUUAAAUGUAUACGUUAUUCAGUGAUAUUACAAAGUGAAGAAAAAAUUUCUGAACAUUAUCUGGUUCAUUCAUCAUCAUCAUCAUCAUCGACGACGACAUCGACAACGGCAAAAAAAUCAAAAAUUAAUCUUACAAAUCAUACACGUUUUCAUGAAUGUUGUUUAAAUAUGAAUCAUUCGCCAAUGAUAUUACCGAUACCAUUUACAUUGACACCAUCAUUUGCAAAUGAUUUAAUUUCCUUAAAAUGGAAUUUACAUUUUAGUUUUGUAAUUGAAAAUAAUAAUCAAAAAUCAACAAAUACAUCGAUUAAUUUAUGUACAGAAACUGAAGAUGGCCGACAAACAUUGGCACCAAGACAAUUACAAGUACAAGUAAUGACAUGGGAUUUUCCAAUCAAAAUUGUUGCUACAUAUCCAGCACAUGUGGCCAAAGGAUUUCAAAUGGCUUCUAUUGGGACAUUGAAUAUUUGAAUCUAUAUUCUUUGAUUCUUUUUUUCUAUUUAUUGAUACGA